Messenger RNA from Apis cerana (Asiatic honeybee), 6058 nucleotides. Its product is annotated as protein groucho. NCBI's taxonomy places the organism in Eukaryota, Metazoa, Arthropoda, Insecta, Hymenoptera, Apidae. Gene Ontology annotation, biological process: negative regulation of canonical Wnt signaling pathway; regulation of DNA-templated transcription. The record is from RefSeq and is a predicted model, not a curated record. Gene Ontology annotation, cellular component: transcription regulator complex; nucleus. Gene Ontology annotation, molecular function: transcription corepressor activity; protein binding.
CUCGUCCAUCAGUCGCUCUGAGGCCGUUGUGGAGAGAGGAUUGUUCUUGUUGCGUCUGUGCGUUUAACGUUUCGUGUUUGCUUUCACGUUGCGUAUGUCAGUUUCGUUCAAUUUUCUUUUUGUUCUUUCGGCUUUUUAUUGCCAAACGUGCUGUAUCGGUGUCAAAAAGUUUUCUCGCGUAUUAACGGAAAGACGUGUGCGUGCUAGUGUUGGUAAACUUAACCUCAAAGUGGCGGCGAGUUACUGUUUAGGUCGUAAACAACCGAGUGCAGUGUCUUUGUGUGAUGGUGUUUCCACAUUGAGGAUGUGAAGUCGUGGAUAGGAAGAAAGGAAAAAUAGUUUCUCUUCUUUCGUUUAAUCCGAUGGAAAAAGAAGCUUUCUCCGAUUAUUCUUAACGCGUUUCUCGCUCUGUUUUACCGACCGUAUAAAGGGCACGCCACGCUCUCCGUGCGGGAUUCUUCGUGGCGUCGGCGACACGUUUAACCUCGAUGAACGUAGAAGGCGGUCGAAAUAAAUGGUGACACGAGUAGUUAUCAUUGUGAUAUCGUGAAGUUUCAAAUUACGGAUGAGAAUGCGGUAGUGGUGGAUGGCAAAUACACCGAUGGAUCAUCGUCGUGUAUCCGAGGCGGGGACCUUCUUAAUCGAAUCACAUCGACAGAACCGCGAACAGAAUCGUCCUAAAGGUCGCUUGUCCUCGUAGCGCACGCGGGCGAUUUGAAUCGUGGUGUUUUUUAGUUUAUCGUUGUUGUUGUUAUUUGUUAUCAUUGGUGUUCCGCGUGACAUGAAGCAUACGUGAUCCGAGGACACGGUGUUUGUAUUUUUUACUGUUUUGAAACCAGAGAGAAAAAAAUGUAUCCUAGUGCUGGAAUCAACGCUGCUGCUGUAGCUGCUGCCGCUGCUGCUAGGCAUCCGGGUCCGCCGCAACCAGGUCAACAAUAUAAAUUCUCGAUCGGCGAGCUCUGCGAUCGUAUCAAGGAGGAUUUCAACUUUCUUCAGACGCAAUAUCACAGUAUUAAAUUGGAGUUAGAGAAGCUCGCCCAAGAGAAGACUGAGAUGCAGCGUCACUACGUUAUGUAUUACGAGAUGUCCUACGGGCUGAACGUGGAAAUGCAUAAACAGACAGAGAUAGCGAAGAGGUUAAACGCCAUAAUUGCUCAGAUCCUGCCAUUUCUCUCGCAGGAACACCAACAACAAGUCGCUACUGCUGUUGACAGAGCCAAACAAGUGACCAUGACCGAGCUCAACGCCAUUAUCGGGCAACAAAGGCCAGACCUGCCAAGGCUUCUUCAGCAGGUGCACGCCCAACAACUACCACCUGGCGCCGCGAUGGGCCCGCAUCCAGGUAUACCUGGCCUUCCCGGGCUCGGCCCUGGCGCUGGUCUUCCCGUUCCUACGUCAGCCUCCGCAGCACUUCUCGGAUUAGGUAUUCCGCCGGGUGCCGCAGCAACCGCUGGUGGCACAGCUGCUCAUCCCCUUUCCAUGCUGACCAAGCCGGACAUCCAUCGUCAAGCGGACGAUUUAAAGCACAACGGAGGUCUUAAUCCGGCCGAGGAGAGGCAUAGAAGUUCGAUAUCACCCGCGGAACGCGAAAAGUAUAGCAGGCCGCGGUCCACCGACCCCCAACACCACGACCACCUUCCACUGAAGAAGAUGAAGAAGGAGCAGGACAAGGAUAUAGGCCAUCAAAGCGAUGGUGAAAAGAGCGACCAGGACUUGGUGGUUGACGACGCGAGCGAGGGGCCGACGAGUCCUACGGCGAAUGGCACAGCGUCGCCAAGAGAGAACGGGCUCGACAAACUCGGCCCUUCCUCGGUGCCUUUAUCCAGCCAAGUGAAGAAAGAAGUUCCGCCACCAUCGCCGAGAAGCGGCACAAGCAGCAACGCAAGCACACCCUCGGCUAAGAAGAUGGAAGAACGAGAGAAACCGACGACGCCUAUCUCGAAACCCGUCACGCCCACAUCAGCCGGUGGUAGCAGCUCCGGGUCCGGUGGUCUGAAACCAUCGAGUUCCAGCAAACCACUGGUCUCGGCUUCGGCGGUCGGCCCUUAUCCGCCACACUAUCCGCCGCCACAUCAUCCACCCGCAGGACCUCAUGUGGACGUGCUGGGUUAUCCCCCAGCCUUGAAUGGAUAUCCCGCAAGACCGCCUCUUCAGCAACUCUACGAUCCUCACGGAAGCAUGAGGGCUCCUCUCGGACCUCUCGGUGUACCCGGUGGCAAACCCGCGUACAGCUUCCACGUGUCGAGCGAGGGUCAGAUGCAGCCUGUCCCAUUCCCUCACGACGCUCUAAUUGGACAAGGAAUACCGCGUCACGCACGCCAGAUAAAUACCCUGACACACGGGGAGGUGGUGUGCGCGGUGACGAUCUCGAAUCCGACUAAAUACGUUUACACCGGUGGCAAAGGAUGCGUCAAGGUCUGGGACAUCAAUCAGGGCGGGAGCGGUAGCGCGAAACACGUUUCGCAGCUUGAUUGCUUACAACGAGACAACUACAUCAGAUCGGUGAAAUUAUUACCAGAUGGGAGAACCUUAAUCGUAGGCGGUGAAGCGAGCAACCUCAGCAUUUGGGACUUGGCGAGUCCAACGCCAAGGAUCAAAGCGGAAUUGACCUCGAACGCGCCAGCUUGUUACGCUUUGGCCAUCUCCCCCGACUCGAAAGUCUGCUUCAGCUGCUGCAGCGACGGGAACAUCGCCGUCUGGGAUAUACAGAAUCAAUCUCUGCUGAGACAAUUCCAAGGUCACACGGACGGCGCCUCCUGCAUCGACAUUUCUGCGGACGGAUCGAAAUUGUGGACCGGCGGAUUGGACAAUACGGUCCGCUCGUGGGAUCUGAGGGAAGGAAGACAAUUGCAACAGCACGACUUCACCUCUCAGAUAUUCUCACUCGGCUACUGCCCUACCGGCGAGUGGCUGGCGGUGGGAAUGGAGAACUCGAACGUCGAAGUGUUGCACGCUACGAAACCGGACAAAUAUCAGCUCCAUUUACACGAGUCUUGUGUACUUUCGUUACGUUUCGCCACCUGUGGCAAAUGGUUCGUCUCAACUGGCAAAGAUAAUCUGCUCAACGCGUGGCGCACGCCAUACGGCGCCUCCAUAUUCCAGUCAAAGGAAUCUUCGUCGGUGCUCAGUUGCGAUAUUUCUACAGACGACAAGUAUAUUGUGACUGGAUCAGGUGAUAAGAAAGCUACAGUGUACGAAGUGAUAUACUGAACGGUUACAUGAUCGAUGCGUUAUCGAGACACUGGAACACAUCGUCGAGUGUACUACGCUUUUACAUUAGUUCGUAUGAGAGACAAGAGGGUUCUGUUCCAAGAAUACGCAUCAAAGAUUAAAUUGAAACUCUAACAAAGUAUGUCGAGGAGGGGAACUUUUGUGAAACGAGUAAUAUAUAUAUAUAUAUAUAUAUAAAUAUAUACAUACAUACAUAUAUAUAUAUACAUAUAUAUAUACAUAUAUAUAUAGCGUUAGCGUGUGUUAUAUUUGUUAAAUUUGAAUCACGCGCAGGCGGCUCUCGUAUUGCACGCGAAAAAGAAAAGGAGCAGAAAUGAAGAAACUGCGAACUGAAGUUAUAAUAUAUAUAUAUAAAUAUAUAUAAAUAUAUAUAUAUAUAUAUAUAUAAGAUGACAGAACAUUUUAGUUAUUUAAGAUUGUAUAAAACAUAUGGUUAUAAAUAGGCCAAGAGGACGAUUAUGAAUGAGACUAUACGUGAUAACGUAUAUACAUUCGCUCGGAUAAUUAUGUGAUCCGCGAUUGUGUUCGACUUCUUUGACGGGAAGUCGCUUGUGUAAUAUGUUACUAAUGUAAUAUAGAGUUUUACGACAAAAACUAUUCAUUACGUGCGAUUGUGAGAGAGAUGCAAGGCGAAAUAUUAUUUUCACCGCGCGUGAUGUCCUCGUGCUUUACUAUAUAUGAUCGACGAAAGAACGAAUUGAGAUGUUUGAGAGAGAGAGAGAGAGAGAUUGUAUGUACGUACACGAUCCAACAUGUAGACCUGUCGAAGUAGAAAUGUGUGUGUCGUGUUGCAAAAUUCUACGUAAUGUAAUCGAACACACAACAUAUAGAAGCAAGAACGUUUUAAUUCGAGGAUAGUGAAAAAAUGUAGGUCUAUGUCGAACCGAUGUAAUUUUGAUCGUGCUAAGAUUGUGUAAAGGAAAAUAGGGUUUUUUUUCGUGUGACCCUCGAAUAUUUCCAUUACCAGAGAGAGUAUAAAAGAAAGAGAGUGAGAGAGAGAGAGAGAGAGAGAGAAAAGAUUAAAAAAAAAAAAAGAAAAAAAAAGUAACUCAUAUUCCGAAAAUUUGUACUCGUAUAGAAGUUUCAGUUACGAAUCUUUUUUUUUUCGUUUUUUCGUUGCUAUUCUGUAUGUCGGUACUGCAGCUACCACUCGUAACUAUAUGUUCUGCGGUAACUGUGAGAAAUUGUGAAAGGCACGAAAAAGAAGGCUGAGGUAGGAGAACAAUAGGUAUGGAUAUGAUGAUGAUCUCUCGACUAAUUUUUUGUAGCGAAAGAAAACGGAGCGCUUAGAGAGCAGACGAAAAGAGAUUUGAAGAUUUUUUUUCUGACGCACCGUAAUUGGUAUCGCCAAAAGAAACAUCCUUUACGAGGCACAAGUUUAUCGUACAUCGUAUCUUGUUCGUGGCCGAUCCGGAACGAGGAUCGAUAUAUAUUUAACGAGAUGAAUCAAUCUAUUUAUAUUUUACAAUUGAAAAUUUUAUUAUACGAUGAAUCGAAAUGAAAUGAAUCAUUGUGUACACGUUCGAGCGACGAACUAAAUACUAAAUAUGAGAUGUAUUUAUGAUGAUCUAUUUUUAUCUUAUAUUAUUAUUUGAUUCACGAUGAAUUUGAAUCUCCGAUCUGACAAUGUUGCGGACUAUAUGCGAUGUACUUUUUACGUAUUGUACCAUUCGCGAGGAAACGCUAGUUUCACACUGUAUCCCACACGUGACGAAAUUAAAAUUCUAUCCAAUGAGGAAAUCGAUCCAAGUAUUGAAACCUGAAUUGUAGAGAAGCUUAUACGAUUGCGUUACCGUUACUGCCACAUCAACGAGGCAUCAACGCUAUUAUUCCACGAAUAGAAACACACGGGCCAUUUACGCUCCCAAGCACGUUUAUUCAGCGAGAUACUCGUGCGAAAAAUAUUUUUGUGACGGUCCCUUAGGUUUAAUUUGUUAGCGACUUGAUCGAUGCGAGACACACGUACCUUGCGAUUGAAUUUAUAUAUCUUGAACAAAAAGAUAAAUUUGCGCCAAGUACACGCGGUUAACGAUUUCUUCGAUGCCUGCCAGGCAUGUGAAAUUAAUAGGGUAUAUAUAGGUUAUUAUUCGCGUUAUUAUUCGGAUUUUAAAAUGGUAAAAGCAGGGGAUGCAUAAUGGAGAUUUAUAUUUUGUUACAGGAAGACAACCACACGUUUUACAUUUGCUGUGAUCGUCGUAGAAUCGACGCUGUAUACUGCCGAAUCAAUGUAGAAAAAAAAAGUAUAAAAAAAAAAAAAAAUAUUUAAAAAAAGGAAUAAGAAGAAAAAAAAUCUAAUACGAAUUACAUGUCGCGAUAGAGAGACAAAAUAGAAAAUAGGAAAAUAAAGAUGGAAGAAAAUAUGCGAGAAAACAGAUAGAUUUUCGACGAGCACAGCUCCGAUGAUAGACCAAUAGAAACAACGAUACCUCAAGAAGACUCAAUAGUUAAUUAUCUCUUUAACGAUUAACUUGUACAGAAUCGAUAUUCUUUUACAGUAAAUAAUUACGCAUACCCGCAUACAAUUGCAUACACGCAUACACACAGAUGCAGGUUAGGAAGAACAGAGCGAAAUCGUGAUUCAACAUUCGCUAUAUAAAGUAAAAAACAAAUUUUCUGCCCCACGUUUCAUUGAAUUGUGUCUCCGCGCUCGCAAUUUGCACUCCGUGUGUACGAAAGCGAUUAGAAAUAUGCGUUUCCAGCCAGAACAAGAAGUGAAAAAAGAAAAAGCAAAAGACAAGUGUUAAUCCUUUCCAAGCACAGUUCAUGUUGUUCCUAUAGCUACGCGAAAAUUGUUUCUUUCGACAAUUAAAUCAUCUAUAUCUAUAUA